Armigeres subalbatus is the source of this 1519-nucleotide messenger RNA. Its product is annotated as cytochrome c oxidase assembly protein COX18, mitochondrial. The coding region runs from base 427 to 1446 and encodes 339 amino acids. Gene Ontology annotation, cellular component: mitochondrial inner membrane. The record is from RefSeq and is a predicted model, not a curated record. The transcript is spliced from 4 exons. Lineage: Eukaryota; Metazoa; Arthropoda; Insecta; Diptera; Culicidae. Gene Ontology annotation, biological process: mitochondrial respiratory chain complex IV assembly; protein insertion into mitochondrial inner membrane from matrix. Gene Ontology annotation, molecular function: membrane insertase activity.
UUCUUAACUGAGUUCUCAAUUUCGGCUAAACGCAGUGCGAUCGUUGUUGAAUCAUACCAAUUUUACUUUAUCAUCCUUAUCAGUAAGUUAGUGCAUUUUGUUCGAUAUUCCAUUCAAUUUGCUGUCUUGUGUAUGCGUACGCAACAGGCAUUGAACCCGUUUAAAAGAUGAUCCAGUUCGUGCUGCUGGUUUCCCUCUGCCUGCUGGUGCUGAGUGUGGACCGAGCGGAUGCCUCCGGUUUGGACUUUGGCGAUACGGUAGCACUAAUUCUUGGCCUCGCCAUAGGUACCAUCGGGAUACUGGCCUGCCUGGGACGCUACGCACGCCGGCUGCGCGCCGAACAGUUCUAAUCCGUACCGUCAUCGUUGAUUAAGUUAAGCCAUUUCUCUAGUUAGUAAGUACCUAGUUAUUCGGCCUUAGCACGUAAUGAAUGUGUUUCGAUUAACCAUGAGGCCGCUGGCGAACAGCGCAAGGAUCUACGGAGGGAUCCAACCAUGCCUGGGACAGCAUUUAGCGAGGAUCGAAUCGAGGAGGUGUUUUUCCAUGGAGAGUUCCGUGACCGGGUUGUGGCUUUCGGUUUCGAAUAGCACUCCAGUGGCAUAUUGCCAGCAGAGUCUGGUGGAACUGCAUGACCUUAGCGGUCUUCCAUGGUGGGCGUCCAUAAUCCUUUCGACGGUGCUGUUGCGAACCGUCGUCACAAUGCCACUGGCCAUAUAUCAGAACAAAAUUGUGGCGCGGUUGGAGAAAAUUUCGCUGGAGAUGCCGGAUAUAGUGAAACAACUGAAAAUGGAAACGGCGGUGGCCAUAAAGAAGUUUGAUUGGACCGAGAAGGAGGCCCAAAUUAUGUAUAAUCAUUCGCUUAAGAAACAAUGGAACAACUUGGUUGUUCGGGAAAACUGUCAUCCAGCGAAAACGAUGAUCCUGCUGUGGGGCCAAAUUCCUCUUUGGAUCAUGAUGUCCGUGUCGAUUCGCAACAUGGUCCAAAUGCUGCCCGAUCCGAGUUCCAUCGAUGCCCAAGUCACUUUCACCGAACUGACCCUCGGUGGAUUCGGUUGGAUUCCCAAUCUCACCGUGGUUGAUGAGUCGCUGAUCCUUCCGGUGGCGAUGGGAUUGAUUAAUUUGCUUAUCAUAGAGAUUCAAAGUGCAUCGAGAAAAAGUGAGUCUUCGAAGCUUCAGCGAGUCUUCACCAACAUGUUCCGGGGCCUUAGUAUUCUGAUGAUACCCAUUGCAGCCACUGUACCUUCGUGCCUCUGUCUGUACUGGGUCACUUCGAGUGCCUGCGGAUUGGGUCAGAACCUGCUGAUGAUGUCGCCACGCUUCAAGCGACUAGUUGGAGUUCCACAAGUUCCCUCGGAAAUCGCCCGCCCCUAUCAACACAUUAAGGACAAAUUUUCCACCAGAUUGGGCGCUCUAUUGGCAAAGGUAGGUUUGGGCGCCAAACGAUGAAAACAAAAAAUGUAUUGAAUUGUGUAAAAUAGUAAAAAAAAGUUAUUUUUAUUCACUUGUAAAAAGGUAACAA